GUCUAGAGGAAAAUUACACUAGAAAAGCUAAAAAGGAUAUUUUUCGGAUAUGUCGCAAUUAUGCUCCUGAAGUUCAUCCUUUUGAGAAGGGAAGGGAAUACAUACGAGCUCUAAAUUCCGUCAAGUUAGAAAAAAUAUUUGCUCGUCCUUUUAUUAGAGCUCUUGAGGGACACCGUGACGGCAUCCAUUGCUUGGCUAAAGACAUUGGAAAUCUCCAAACCAUUAUUUCUGGAUCUUGCGAUGGUGAAGUCAAAAUAUGGAAUCUUGGUACUAUGAAAAAUAUUUGGUCAGUACAAGCUCAUAAAGGCUUCGUACGUGGCGUCUGUGUAUCUCCUCGUGGGGACUACUUUCUAACGUGUUCGACUGACCAAACUGUUAAGAAGUGGCCUAUUCAGCAGCACUUUUCGGGAAAGCUGUCUGAAGAUUGUGGCGGAAGUGAUCAGCUGCCUCAGUACACGUGGUUGUCUGACCAGGCUUUUACCUCUUUAGACCAUCAUCGUCGCAGAAAUAUAUUUGCUACGGGAGGAGCACGUGUUCAGUUGUGGGACGAACACCGCUCUGCUCCGAUGGAUACUUUUGAGUGGGAUUCUGCUACAGACACGGUGACAAGCGUCCAGUUUAACCCCGUGGAGGUAGAAAUAUUGGCGAGCAGUGGCUCGGAUCGUUCGAUUUGUCUUCAUGAUUUGAGAAUGGCAACGUCUAUUAAGAAAGUUAUAUUAACUAUGAGGACGAACCACAUAGCAUGGAACCCUAUCGAGGCCUUUAAUUUUACGGCUGCUAAUGAAGACUCGAAUUGUUAUACUUUUGACAUGCGUCGGCUGGAAAGUGCUCUUAACGUGCACAAAGACCACGUGUCCGCCGUUCUUUCUAUUGACUAUAGUCCUACGGGCCGAGAGUUUGUUACUGGCUCUUACGACCGAACCAUACGAAUAUUCGAGUAUAAUAAGGGACACAGUAGAGAAAUUUAUUACACAAAACGCAUGCAGCGCGUUUUUUCGGUUCUUUGGACUUUUGAUGCAAAAUUCGUGCUUUCCGGAAGCGACGAAACAAAUAUUCGUGUUUGGAAGGCAAAAGCUGCAGAAAAACUCGGAUCUGUAAGUCCUCGUGAACAAACGGCAUUGAAUUAUUGUGAAAGACUGAGAGAAAGAUAUCAGCAUCAUCCGGAAAUAAAAAGGAUUCGGCGGCACCGGCACGUGCCGCGGUCUAUUAAAAAAGCCAAAGAGCUUAAAACUUUAAUGAUUCAAGCACAAAAACGUAAAGAAGAUAAUAGAAGGAUACACAGCAAGCCAGGAUCAAUCCCUCACACUCAAGAAAGAAAAAAGAAUAUUGUGGCUCUUAAAAAUUAA
This is a messenger RNA of Zophobas morio, 1346 nucleotides long. RefSeq names its product DDB1- and CUL4-associated factor 13-like. Lineage: Eukaryota; Metazoa; Arthropoda; Insecta; Coleoptera; Tenebrionidae. The transcript is spliced from 12 exons. The record is from RefSeq and is a predicted model, not a curated record. Bases 273 to 1346 code for a protein of 357 amino acids. Gene Ontology annotation, biological process: maturation of SSU-rRNA from tricistronic rRNA transcript (SSU-rRNA, 5.8S rRNA, LSU-rRNA). Gene Ontology annotation, cellular component: small-subunit processome; nucleolus. Gene Ontology annotation, molecular function: protein binding.